AUGUUCACUUUUCCAUCACACACCUUUUUCUUGCGUUAACUAUUAGUAUUCCAUCGUUCAGUACCAGUUAACCCUCGACCCGAGAAUGACGGCCAUUAAACGCAAAGCCGUUCCCUCGGCCACCCGGGCAAACAUUGGGGCCUUCAUCGUUCGUCGCGCUCAGCGUCGCCUUACAUCUACGCCAGCAUCCCAAAGUCCACCUGAAGAAAUAUCCGUGACUUCCGUUCCGCUUGCCGCAAGUCGAGUAUCGAUGUUGGCAGCCCAAGCGCAGACCGAUGGACCACCUCCCUCGACCCCUCUCAACCGAUGCGCAUGCGUGCGAUGCCAAAGACCUUUUCGUCGCUCCUCCCAAGGUGUCUCAUCUUUGCCUACUUCGGGAGACAAGCAGCUUUAUGAGGAUCUCGAACGGCGGGUACUCGAAGCGAAGAUGGAGAUGGCGGCGAUGAUCAAGGAGAGUCCGAUGCUCGCGGACGGUAACGGGGCGUUUGUGGGUGGGCCGGAGGAUGUGCUGCUUAAUUCGUUGGACGGAUGUUUGCGCCGGGUUCGAAGGCUCCGGAAUCCGAGGCAGCCGCAGCAGCGUACGCCGUCGAAUACCUUUGCACUGCCUAUCAUCAAUCCUAUACCUGUGACAACGAUUCCGGCUGGAGACCAGAGUACACCAGCUGCAGAGGCUGCCCCGGAAUCAAACCUCGACACGGAGCUACCAAGUAUUCAGAGUAGACUUGGACCAUCUCAUCGGUUAAUGGAACCUAGCGCAGCUUCCAGUUGGGAAACUCCGGAUGCUCACGGGCCUGCGGCGAGGGGCCAAAAACACGAUUUGGACGGAAUAUUCGGCGGCUUCGCAGCAGGCGCGUGUGUUGGAGUGCUCCUCGUUGCGGUCUUGAUAGUCCUCCGAUGCAUGCCCCUGCCAAUCCCUGAGUAUCAAAUUUGAGAUUCAUUGGGACUCUGAACGCGAUAUUCGACUACGGGAUACGCAAACCACAUGGAAAUAGCAACAAUUUCCACGAGAAAUGCAGGAGGAUUCGAACUUGGUGCAGCGCAGACUAUUUUCAACUAAAUGGAGUGGAAGAUCAGCCAAU
This is a messenger RNA of Eremomyces bilateralis CBS 781.70, 1079 nucleotides long. RefSeq lists its product as uncharacterized. The record is from RefSeq and is a predicted model, not a curated record. Lineage: Eukaryota; Fungi; Ascomycota; Dothideomycetes; Eremomycetales; Eremomycetaceae. Bases 86 to 931 code for a protein of 281 amino acids. The transcript has a single exon.